Molecule: messenger RNA, 1373 nt
Organism: Trichoderma harzianum CBS 226.95
Lineage: Eukaryota; Fungi; Ascomycota; Sordariomycetes; Hypocreales; Hypocreaceae
Exons: 3
Coding region: 333-986 (217 amino acids)
Molecular function (GO): acetyltransferase activity
Source: RefSeq, a predicted model, not a curated record
UCCUGCUGCUAGCGGUUGUUCUUCGGACACUGUCAACAUCCAGUUUAUUGAUCCAUUUUCACUAUAGCAUCCUAGAAUUAACGGGUAUGAGAGGGGGUGGGGGAAAGGGUGUUGCUGACUGGCUCCAAAUGCCCCCGCCGCUGAGCUCGGGCAAACAAACAUGGACUAUGAACACGUUUGUCCUCGCUGGCAUAAGAGAGAUUUGGUAUAUUAUUGCGGAGGACUCUUCUCGAGCCAGCUUUCUCUCCCCCUCUUCCUUAGACUUUUCUCAUAGCCCGGCUACCUGGUGGUGAUUUUUAACUUUGGAAAAAAAAAAGAUCGUCUUCGUUGUCAUGGCUAGCACGAAAAAAGACCCGGCUGCGAUUGAGCACGCAAAGACUCUCACCCACAUCCCGUGGUGUGAGGAUUACGAAAAGAUGAUAUCAGGGAUGCUUUACAACUCUCAAGCUCCAGAACUCAUCGAGGGAAGAUUUCGAGCUCGGAGACUCAUGCACAAGUACAACACCUAUUUCCCCGACGACGCCACGAAUGACACCCUAGUGGCCGAGAGGGAGAGGCUCCUGAACGAGAUGCUGGGCAAGAUCGGCACGAACCCCUUCAUCGAGACGCCCUUCAACGUCGACUAUGGGUGUAACACGUCGAUUGGAGACAACUUUUAUGCCAAUUUCAAUCUGGUGAUUCUUGACUGCGGAAUGGUCACAAUCGGUAACCGCGUUCUGUUCGGCCCCAAUGUGUCAAUAUUCGGUGCAACACACGAGACCGGAGUCCAAUCGCGCCGCAGCGGAAUCGAGUACGGUGGCAGUGUCACCAUUGGGGAUGAUUGUUGGAUCGGAGGCAACACCACCAUCAUGCCGGGCUUGACGAUUGGAAAGGGAUGCACAAUAGGAGCAGGCAGUGUCGUCACCAGAUCGAUCCCCGACUUUUCUAUUGCGAUUGGUUCGCCAGCCAGGGUUGUCAAGAAAGUUGAUCCAGUCCCAGAUUUAUGAUGACUCGAAGCCGAAAAAAGGAGAACUUGCAUAUAUGAUAGAGACGACAUUUUAACGAGGCAAUGAAUAUUCACAUUAACAAUAGACAAAUCACGUUUCCAAACCUACCGAAGCAUUGUCCUUACUCAACGCCUACUUUCUUAGUGCCUCACGUAUAUCCUACGACAGAUACUGCAAAUCAUAAAGCGCAAUGGGAAGCGGAUUCGCACCGGCCGAUACCGACCGACUACCGGCUGUAGUAGCUUCCCGACCGUUUGAAGCUACUUGGCAAUAAGCCAUCGACUUCUCCAAACAGCCAGUGCAUAGAUGAGCAAGUAGAGCUCCUCUAGUAAUGGCAGAUCAGGGAAGCCCGGCAUAUAUGAUAAAGAGAUGGGCAGCAAUGGGCAC